AAACCGGUCGGAAUCUGGUGGUGCCGCGAAGAUUCCCGUUCUUCCGACCCUCCCCGCGUGAGUGGCUAUAUAUAUUCCUGCACACACCGGCUGCAGCAGACGAUACCACCAGCAGACGUGACUUACACGAGCAGCCGUCAAGGUUAUAUUCCACUGCUUCUGCUCAACUAUUGUUUGACCACUGUAACAGCAACUCUUACAUUCGACAUAAUGGCGUUUUCCGAGCACCUUGUACCCAUGAAGAGGGAAGAAUGGAGCUUUUUCGACAAACAGCGUUCAAUUUUCAGUUCAAUGCACUCAGACAUGGACGACGAAUGGAAGUCGUUUGAUAUGGAACUGGAUAAAAUUAAGAGAGACAUGUUUAAACUGACCCCGAUGGACAUGGGCGACUUCGGGUCCAGUCUGAUGCCGAGUCUCGGGUCGGGCUUUGAUAAGUCUCUGGAUUCUUCUUCCUCAUCUUCCAAGAUGACAAAGAAGACAACGACGACGACGACAAAGACAACCAAAAUGACAUCUUCAAAGGGAAGUGCCGAUCCUAUGUCUUCGUUGGAGUCCAGUUUCGGUUCAUCAAUGAACACUAGUUUCGGAUCGUCCAUGGAUUCCAACAUUGACGCUGCCCUGAUGGACGCUGGCUUUGGGUCCGGGUUCGGGAGCACUGCGCUCGACACGUCCAGCCGGAGUUCCUCCGCUAUCGACAAAUACAUGCUGAAGGUCGACCAGCCUUUCGUCACCGACAUGGACGGCAAGAAGAAGUUGUCACUCAAGUUCGAUAUGAGUGAGUUCAAGCCUGAAGAGAUCUCGCUGAAGACUGUGGAUAAUCGUCUAAUGAUCGGAGCAAAGCAUCUCGAGGAGACCGCGACUAGCAAGAUUUACAGAGAGUUCAGUAAGCAGUAUGUACUUCCGGUCAAGAUUGACCCCAUCUCCCUCUCAUCUAUUUUGUCUAAGGACGGAGUGUUGAGCAUAGAGGCCCCGGCCCCCGACUCCGUGGAAGCUCCCAGGGAGAAGAUCCUGCCAAUCCAACGCUUGUUGUAAGAGAACUGUUGUCAUUGUUGUUGUGAGAAAACAUUUUUCCAAGAGAUAUGUGAACUGUUUUUGAAACAUUUUUGUGCACAAUUUGUAAGUAUUACAGUUUUUUAGUCGGGCUCAGAGUCCAGUGUAGCGCGUGAAAGUUUACAUGAAAUUAAUGUUUUGCUCAUGAGAAAUAUAUGUGCUGUUCUGAGUCAGAGAAAAGGUAUUGAUACCUCAGAGAAAUUAUCUGUAAUUAUUAAAAGAAUAGUUUACAACCGACUCCCUUUUUAUCGAAUACAGAUGUUUAUUUCAAAAAUCUCAGUUAAGCCUUGGCGGGUAUUUACUUGGUCUCGUAGCUCAAGGGUUAAAUGGAAUGCCUUUGACAUCUAAACAUUAUAAUUAUCAUCUUGGCAUAAAAUCAGAAUUUCUAAAUUUUCUCGCAAAAUAUCUUUGGCUCAAGCAACAACAAAAUCACCCUACCCAACCAUGUCCCUUAGACGCCAGCACCUCCCACCCUACAUCCCCCAGGGAGUCGGUUGUGUGAUACACAUAUCAAUGAACGCUUGUGUAGCUUUGUGGUAGCUGUGGUCAGGUAAAGAAUAGAGAUUGUUCGAGAGGUUCACACACAGGUUGUGCUAUGUUUACAUCUCUGAUACAUGCUCAGGUAUAUUUUAAUCACGCCAUUUCCAAUAAGGUUAAUCAAUGUAUAUAUUUAUUCAAACAAAGCAUUUAUCCAGGUAUUUAUCCAGGUAUUUUAAAACUGUUUGUCACUUUUAGUCAGUAAUCUAAUUACCACAUUUCCCGUAUUUACCGGAGCAUUGUCUCUGUGUCUGACGUCCGAUAUGUAUGGCGGGCUUGCAGCCCAAGAACUACGGUACAGUGAUCUCCAUGUAUGUCUAUUGAGUACGUUAAGACAUGUGUACAUUGUUAACAUGUUGACAAGUGGGCGUGGCUGUUGACACUGAGAGAUUGAUUGACAGGUGUGUAUUUGUACAGUUUUGCUACUUCCUUUGUUAAACAAUAAAUGUUCUGAAACGA
Haliotis rubra (blacklip abalone) is the source of this 2046-nucleotide messenger RNA. RefSeq lists its product as uncharacterized. The transcript has a single exon. Gene Ontology annotation, molecular function: protein folding chaperone. Gene Ontology annotation, biological process: protein refolding; response to heat. The record is from RefSeq and is a predicted model, not a curated record. Bases 211 to 1032 code for a protein of 273 amino acids. Lineage: Eukaryota; Metazoa; Mollusca; Gastropoda; Lepetellida; Haliotidae.